This is a messenger RNA of Drosophila yakuba, 950 nucleotides long. RefSeq names its product serine protease grass. The record is from RefSeq and is a predicted model, not a curated record. Gene Ontology annotation, molecular function: serine-type endopeptidase activity. The transcript is spliced from 4 exons. Bases 31 to 924 code for a protein of 297 amino acids. Gene Ontology annotation, biological process: proteolysis. Lineage: Eukaryota; Metazoa; Arthropoda; Insecta; Diptera; Drosophilidae.
GACGGCCUAUCUCUUAGUCCAGUCCUCGACAUGAAGAUCGUCGCAGCCGUAAUUACCCUGCUUACGUGGAUUGGUUUCGGGAAUGGGGAAUCAUCAGUGUUGUUCCUCGAACCGAAUUGCGGAGUUUCUAUUUCGAGUAUUAGUGCCGAGAGUGCUAAAAUCAUCAACGGCCGGGAGGCUGAUAUGUUCGGUAAUCCAUGGAUGGCGUUGAUAAGCAGUGCCACAAUUAUGUGCGGUGGAUCCCUCAUCACCAGCCGAUUUGUGCUAAGUGCUGCGCACUGCAGAUGUAAUAGUCCCACGAACGUAUACCUCGGCGAGUUCGACAGGUCGACCCUCACGGAUUGCUCCACCACAGCCUGCAUGCCGAACGCCAUUAGAGUUCCCGUCGAUGCGCAAAUAGCCCAUCCCAGUUUUGUGCACCAUUCCCAGAACGACAUUGCCCUGUUCAGACUGGCCAUUCCGGUGCAGUACACUGCGCACAUAAAGCCCAUCUGCCUGCUGACCAACUACAAUCCGUUGAACUACAUCCGAUUUCUCACUGCCACGGGAUGGGGCAAGACGGAACACGGCGUGAGCAGCCAGAUCCUUAGGACAGCCACCUUAACCCAAGUGGAUCGCGCCUACUGUUCGUCCACGUACGGAAACCGCGUGGAUGAGUCGCACAUCUGUGCCGGGGACUACAUCGCACACACGUGCAUGGGCGAUUCAGGAGGUCCAGUCUUCGCCAAAAUACCCAUUGGUGCUACAGAUCGAGUCGUUCAGUUCGGCAUAGUCAGCUAUGGGAAUAGGGACUGUAGCCAGGUGGGGGUCUACACGAACGUGAUGUACCACAUCAACUGGAUCGCCGAGGUCGUGCGACAGGGAGGUCCUCAGCUCACAGAUGGCAGAAUCUACUAUUAUACGCCUCGGUUUUAUUACGCUUGAUUUCUUAUUAAAUGCUUCAAAGAGAA